This is a messenger RNA of Drosophila obscura, 1701 nucleotides long. Its product is annotated as forkhead box protein I1c. NCBI's taxonomy places the organism in Eukaryota, Metazoa, Arthropoda, Insecta, Diptera, Drosophilidae. Gene Ontology annotation, molecular function: RNA polymerase II cis-regulatory region sequence-specific DNA binding; DNA-binding transcription factor activity, RNA polymerase II-specific. Gene Ontology annotation, biological process: regulation of transcription by RNA polymerase II; anatomical structure morphogenesis; cell differentiation. Bases 112 to 1590 code for a protein of 492 amino acids. The record is from RefSeq and is a predicted model, not a curated record. The transcript has 5 exons.
GUUCGAAACAGUUAAAUAAAAUUAACUCGUCGCAGCCGUUAAAAGUACUUGGUCAAAUAAUAAACAAAAUGUAUAUUGAAUAAAAACAAAACUAGCUCACACAGGUACACAAUGUUAACAUAUCAAAGAAAGAGCAAUGCUCUUAUGAAAUGCAGCACUAGAGUGCAAAAACAAGACGACUCUGAUGAAGAGCGCGAGUUAACAAAUCUCAACUGGCUCUUGCGAAAUCAAAACUUAACAUGGCCGAAAACAAUUGACACAAUCACCGAGGACGAUUUUAAUACAAAUGCGAAUUCGAAAGCAAUAACACAAGGGAUACAUUUCCGAACUCAAAAUGAACAAAUUAAACAGAUUUACUUCGAAGAGAACUCGCUAAAAAAAAAACCUGUCUCUAAGUCGAAUAUACUUUCCGAGUUCAAAAUGCUACCACCCUCACCAUUACCGAAGCGCCCUACUCCAGCAGAGCGAUAUGAAAUCUUUAUUAACAAAAUUAAACGAGAUUUGUCAGAAUAUGAAAAGUUUGCAUCAAAGUAUGAAACAGACGUGACGGAAAAGCCACCAUUCAACUAUUCACAUAUAAUUGGAAUGGCAAUGCUAGUAAAUGGACGGGUCACUUUGCAGCAAAUAUGUGCAUGGAUUGAAUCCAAGUUUGCAUUUUUUCGAGUGCGAAAAAGGUGGAAUAACUCGAUUCGGCACAACUUGUCGCUUCACCACUGCUUUCGUAAUCGAAAACGAGAGGAGAAAGGGAAAGGUGGUUACUGGGAACUGGGAGUGGACCCAAAAAAAUGUGAAAGGAAGCGCAUACGAAAUCGAAAGUUGUCACAUAAAAAAAUAAAUCAAACUCCAAAAAGAAGCUGGGCGCACUGGAAUAACCCUCACCCCAAUAUUCAAAGCGUUUCGGGCGAAUAUACUCAACUGGAACCAAUACAGCAUGGGGAAUCCAUUCAAAAUACUUACAGAAGAAGUUGUAAAAUGCCUCAACCAAAUGCCUUAACAGAAAUGAAGGAACCGAAGAAUCUUGGGUCGUCAUCUUUUACACUGACCGAAGUAGGCCUUUCGUUAUCUACUGGUCCUAUUUCUCAUGUGGAUGAUAUGGUUACUACCUCAUUUCGAUCUAAUAUGGUCCCAAUGACAACCAUUGCUGACGAAGACAUUUGUCAGCAACAAUUUGAGCUUGGCACAAUUAUUAUUAGCACUACGGAAAUUAUCGACGAGUCAAAUGGUUUGAAUUGCCUUAUAACUGACAAAUUAGGAAGUACUAGCAUGUCUCUAUUUCAUCAGAUAUACAGUGAGGACGACAUUCCCACGUUUAAUGAAAGCGUAAACAUUGCGUCUAAUAUAACACCAGUGCUUGCUUCCACAUCAGCAAAUUUAGAUGUUCAUGAGGAACUAGAUGGAACUUUAAUAACAUCUGAUAUCUGUAGUCCUGUACAUCCAAGUAGCAUUACUAUAAAUUACGACUACACAAAUUUUCGACCCCUAAUGGAUAGCAUUGAUGAGCCGUUUCAUUACCUGCCUAUCACCGCUGAGUUCGGACGCAGCGAUGAUAUUUUAGAUAACCUUCUUGACGUUUGUGUAACACACUAUUAAAACUAUGCUAAUACGCAACACUUACUCAUAUACCGUAUUACCGUACACACCCGACUUCGGCGUCGUUCAUUUUGUAAAUGAAUGUAAUAAAUUUUAAAAAUUGCAACAGCU